GCGAACGUUUAUCACGCCUAUCACAUUUUGCGUGCAAGCAAAAUUCCAGCGGAGAAUAUAACUACCAUCGCCUACGACGAUAUCGCCAACAAUCUCAAGAAUCCGUUCAAAGGCAAAGUGUUCCAUGACUACGAGCACAAAGAUGUUUACAAGGGUGUGGUAAUUGACUAUCGUGGAAAAGACGUCAAACCGUAUAUCUUCACGAAUGUACUGAAAGACGAUAAGAAACUUGAAAAAAGGGGAGAAAGUUAUGGAAAUGCGAACGUUUAUCACGCCUAUCACAUUUUGCGUGCAAGCAAAAUUCCAGCGGAGAAUAUAACUACCAUCGCCUACGACGAUAUCGCCAACAAUCUCAAGAAUCCGUUCAAAGGCAAAGUGUUCCAUGACUACGAGGACAAAGAUGUUUACAAGUGUGUGGUAAUUGACUAUCGUGGAAAA
Messenger RNA from Opisthorchis viverrini, 438 nucleotides. RefSeq lists its product as hypothetical. Lineage: Eukaryota; Metazoa; Platyhelminthes; Trematoda; Opisthorchiida; Opisthorchiidae. The record is from RefSeq and is a predicted model, not a curated record. Gene Ontology annotation, biological process: vacuolar protein processing. Gene Ontology annotation, molecular function: cysteine-type endopeptidase activity. The annotation marks the transcript as partial. The transcript is spliced from 5 exons.